UCAAUAGUUUCAAUAAAAUCUAGACAAAAUUGCAAAAAUGGUCCCUGUGGUUUGCAUUUUUUCAGGAAAAAAGUCCAAACCACGAGUUUGUUGGUUUUGUGGUCCUUUUGGACUGGUUUGUUUGUGAGAAUGGUCCCUAUACUUAACACCCGUUAAAAAAAAUCCGUUAACCCCCUCAUGUGCCUUGCACGUGAGGGUAUUUUUGUCUUUUUACUUACAGUGUCAACACUUCCUUCUACCUUUUAUCCCUCAUUUACAAUCUCAAACACCCGUCAACUCCCCACCUCCCUCCUUCUUCCUUCUGCUCCAUUAAACCUGCAAAAAAAAAAAAGUCGUUAUCGAAAGAACCUAAUCGAAGCAAAAGGAGACAAGGCCAUACUUUAAAGUCGAAAUGGUGUACGUAAUGUGGCAGAUCAGACCAAAAAAUGAAGUUGUCGACGUAUCAUCCUUAUAUGCGGGUGCACCCACAUGGUUUAGUAUUAAGCUUCAUCAUGGUGGGAAGUUUACUAAGUUACCUGACAUAAAGUAUACUGGAGGUGAAGUGCGUUAUGUUGAUUAUGUGGACAUAGAUGAGUUUUCUGUACAUGAACUUGAUGCCAUAAUGCUUGACCUAGGUUACCCAGACCCACGGAUGAUUGAAUUGAGUGUUGAAUCCCCAGUGAUAUACUACCAUUUCAGGAUACCCAAUGAACAUGGGAAGACAAAUCUACUCACAUACUUCAUGUCUCCAAAUGCAAAGGGUAAAGUUGUCAUUGAGGAAUUACCAGAAAAUGAUGAUCAAGGGGCUAAAUAUGAGGCUGAAGUUCAUGUAGAAUCUCCAUUGAGAAAUAUGAACCAUGUCAAUGAUGAACCAAUUGGUGAGUACAUGUCUUUGAUUCUUUUUGGGAGUAAAACUGAUGCAUUCUCUCCAGAGUAUAGAAGGGGUAGAGUUGGGAAUUCAAAAAGAGAGGAAGGUUCUUGUAGCAAGAGGCUUAAUUUAGAGGAUAUUGAUGAUUUAAAAGAGAAGGAAAACACUAAUGAAGGUGUUAAGGAGGUUCAUGAGGCUGCAACUGUUGUUGAAGGAUGCUACAAUCCAUUUACUUCAAAUAUUGCUAAUGUAGGGGAUGAGAUGAUUGGGGUUCAUGAUAAUGACCAUAUUGAUGGAUGCUACAACACCCCACCCAUUAAUGAUGAUGAACAAUAUAAUGAACUUUUUGACAACCUUAUGGAAAAUUUAAAUGGAAGUGAUGAGUAUGUUGAAGAGUAUGAAGGGGAUGUUGAAUCUGAAGAGAGUGAUGAAGAGUAUGAAAAGGAUGAAGGUGAUGAUCAUGAUGGGAAACAAUCAGAAAAUGAAGAUAAAGUGGAUGACAUAAUGGAUGAGGAGAACAAUAUAGAAGAUGUUGAUGUGGACAUGGCAGACUUCUUUCUAAAUGUUGAAAGUGAUGUUGAAGGAGCAUGUAUUAAUGAUGGUCAUGAACCUGAAGAUAUGGAAGUGAUCAACAAUGAGGAGUUCGAAUCAUUGGAUGAAGGAUCAGACCAAGACAGAGAAAGAAGAGCUCUCAUAAGAAAUUUGGGGAAAGAAAAAAGGUGCAACCUUGGGUCAGUACAUAUACAGUCAUUCUCAGUGGGGCAAAAGUUUAAAAGUAAAAAAGAAUUAAAGGAGUUAAUUGAUGUGCACGCACUAGAAACAAGAAGGAAUCUAUUCUUAAAAAAAAAUGACAGUCAAAGGCUUAGGGCACAGUGCAGAGGAGUUGUACCUGUCCUCAAUAAAGGUCAAGUGGGGACUAAACCUACCACUUCAAAAAGCAAGGGCAAAGAAGUAAAGACACAAAAAGAAACAUGUGGUUGGUAUAUACAUGCAUCUAGGUCAAACCCCGAAUCUGAUUGGUUUAUAAGGACCUUAAACCAAACUCAUACAUGCUUACAAACAAGAAAACUCAGAGCUUGUACUGCUUCUUUAAUCUGCAAGAAAAUCAUAGAUCAAGUUGAGGCAGAUCCGAAGAUUCCUUUGAGAGCCAUACAAGAUCACUUUCAAAAGACCUAUCAGGUGGGUAUUUCAAUGGAUAAGGUGUUUAGGGCAAAAGAUAUGGCAAGAAAGCAUGUAACUGGGGACUACACAAAACAGUUUGAGUUGUUGAGGGACUAUGCUCUUGAACUUCAAGCUACAAACCUAGACACAACAGUCAAAAUAGAUGUGUGUCCUAAUGGCAACCCUGCAUCCCCAACAAGGCAGUUUAGAAGGAUUUAUGUAUGCUUGGGUCCACUGAGAAAAGGUUUCAAAGCAUGUCUUAGAGACUUAGUAGGUUUGGAUGGUGCCUUCAUGAAAGGCCCAUUCCCUGGUCAGGUUCUUACAGCAGUUGGUCUAGAUUCCAACAAUGGAAUUUAUCCCUUAGCCUAUGCAAUUGUUGAGUCUGAAAACACAGCUAGCUGGAAGUGGUUUUUAGAAAACCUUGGGGAUGACUUGGAGCUUGGGAGCAACUCAAACUAUACUUUCAUAAGUGACAGGCAAAAGGGAUUACAAAUUGCAGUUGAUCAAUUGUUUCCCAAUGCUGAGCAUAGGUAUUGUAUUAGACAUAUUCAUGAAAAUAUGAGAAAGAAGUGGGGGCAAACUGAGUACAGGGACCAUUUAUGGAGGUGUGCAUCAGCAACCACCAUUCCUGAGUUUGAACAUUUGAUGAAAGAGUUUAGUGAGUAUGAUAAGGUGGCAUGUCAAUGGUUGAAGCAAAUUCCUCCUGUACAUUGGGCAAGGAGUCAUUUCUCAGGAAGAGCUGUUUCUGAUGUGUUGAUUUCAAACAUGUGUGAAGUGUUUAAUGGGAAGAUAGAGAAAGGCAGGGACAAACCUGUAAUUUCAUGUUUAGAGUUCAUUAGGGAGUAUCUAAUGAAGAGGAUAUGCAAUGUCAUGAAGGCAAUGAAGAAGGCUAAAGCAUUGCAAGAUCAACAUGUGGUGGAUGUUAGGAACCAAACCUGUACUUGCAGAAAGUGGGAAUUAAUGGGAAUACCUUGCAGGCAUGCAAUUGCAACUCUGAAUGAAAUGAGCAAAGACCCUGAGGCUGAGCUUGACAUUUACAAGUGGGUACACAAGGUGUAUUGGCUAGAGACAUGGCAAAAAGCUUAUUCAUUUAAGGUGGAACCAAUUAAAGGGAGACCCAUGUGGCCUAAAAGUAAUUGUCCAACAAAGCUAAUCCCUCCUCCACAUCACACUCAGGUGGGAAGGCCUAAGAAAAAAAGAAGACAAAGUGAGGGUGAAAGGUUAAGCAAAAGGCAGAAGGCAAGUGAAGGUGAUGGAGUCAAUGAGAUGCAAGGAGAAAAUUCCCAAGGGCCAAGAAAUGAUGGAGUGCAGAAGCUAUCAAGGAAACAUGUUAGUGUUACUUGUAGCAAAUGCAAGAAUAAAGGACACAACUCUAGGACCUGUAAAGGGCAAGGAGGGAAUCAAUCUAAGAAGUGA
This is a messenger RNA of Lactuca saligna, 3424 nucleotides long. The record is from the annotation of a GenBank genome assembly. Lineage: Eukaryota; Viridiplantae; Streptophyta; Magnoliopsida; Asterales; Asteraceae.